Messenger RNA from Spirometra erinaceieuropaei, 3950 nucleotides. The record is from the annotation of a GenBank genome assembly. Lineage: Eukaryota; Metazoa; Platyhelminthes; Cestoda; Diphyllobothriidea; Diphyllobothriidae.
AUGGCUACCGGAACCGCUGGACCUAAUGUUGCAAACGGUAAUUUUUUAUAUGAAGACAGUCACGCUACUCCUGAUUGGCCACUUGCACUUAUAAUUCCAGGCUAGUCGGGUACCACCCGUUUAACUUAUUUUCGAACUAAGCUUUCGUCGGGGUAGUUCAUAGGUCUGCAAAUUUUGUCACUACUCCGAUUUCCUCCGGGCACAAUUUUUGCGUAGUGUGUGUCUAGUUAGCCUUUAUUCAAGGAUCUGGACUGAAAUUCCGCCUCGAACUCUGUCGGGUGUUCAUUUGUGCUCUCAAAAGACAUUCUUUCAUGCAUUCAGUUCGCUCGGAAUAGAAGUCAUAGUCGUCUUUGAGUAAAGCUUUUAGUCAAGGAAAGGUUGUCCGGGUAGUUGGCUCACCGUCGCCGAGCGCACUUAACAUUGACGACAAGCGCAAAAAACCGCAUUGCGGUCGACGGCAUGCUUAACGAAUAAGCUGUUCACACUGGUGGUAAUGACCCACUUACGUAGCUGACAGACCGAUCGUUUGCAUAACCAGUAAGUUGUUCCCAGACUAACACUGGGGAAUGGACAUCGUCUGUCCUCGAGAAUGAGCGCCUACUCCAGCCUUCAUUCGUCUUCUGAACGCUUGUUAUGUAACGCCCUCUAGCAUGUUUCGUAUGUACGGCAUUUCGUUUUAUACCUAAAUGUUUUAUGACCAGUUUGUUUUGAGCGUGUGGCUGUCAUGAUCUCAGAAUAAAGCCAAGACAUGAACCAGAGAUUUCUGAACAUCAUCUGUCAUUAUUUAAACUCCAUGAUCUUUUCAUAAAUGCCACCCAUGACACUAUGGUGAAAUGCAAUGACGAAUAAGUUACAUCGGAGCUUUCAACUAUGUAUUUUUUAUAGGUGCCAUGACAUUCAAACGGACUUGAAACAUCUGCCCAUAUGCGACUACACAAGCGUGUGCUGCGGGCUAUGCAAAUUGUCCCCCCAUUCAUCUUACUAAAUGGCUGCUGAUAACCACGGCCGUCUAGCAUUCACAUACAAGGACUAGUCCUUUAAUAUGGUGGCUCCUCCAUAAAUUAAAUACCAGGCACCUUUGACCUUGCAGUAGAAACUACUAUGUCUACCCCUCCUGUUGUCAAUAAGGGCGUUCGGGCAAGGCAAGUCCUUGGAUGACCAUACUCUACUCCAAAGUUGAUUAUGGAGAUACAGCCUUCCAUGCCGGCGUUCCCCGAUCCUCCUGAGUUCUGCUUAAUAUCAACCACUGUAGAAUUCAGAUUAUGCCUAACAAAUUCACAUCAAGAAGCAAAUCAGUCCCCUCGAGUGUUGUGUGACUUAGGAUUUGGCCUCUCGAGCCUGGAUAGUUCAUAUUUUUACGUGGAAGAUUAUGGAUGUAUACCAUCUAACACAAAUUCCGUCCUGUACGUUCUCCGGGUGGGGGGGGGCUCUAAUGUUGCUGUAGAAUUUGGCUGAAAUGAUCCUUAUCUAAGUCUGCGUUGGGAGCCAUCUCCCUGUGUGAUCGCGAAAAUCGUCUACUGCCUACCUGUUGCUUGGAGUUGCUAGGGCUUUGGGCAACUAGAGCCCCCUCCAGUGCCACGACAUUGACUAACCAGAUCUCGAACACGAGCUUCAGUGCCAACUUAAUGGAACUCUAAAUUGCCAACAGUCAAAUCCAAAACAUUGUCAUUUCAUGUGUGUGCUUACCCUCGAUGCUGUGUUCCACUUUACUACUAUCUUAAGAUCUGGCGACGUCUGCCGAAACUCAAGUAUCUACUAACAUCAUGGACAAUUCUAGCUCAUUCCGAACUAGGUCUCAUAGGCCGUGGGAGGUGACAGUUUUAUCGUUGUGACAGACGAUGUCCACCGUGUGCUCCACAACAGGGGGACAGACACGGGGACUUGCGCACGAUUUCAUUUAGUGAUAGUAGGCUGGCGAUGCAUCUCACGCACUCUACCACGCCCGGGCCUGGUGUCAAGAUAUAGUCAAGAAGACCGCCACACCUGGUUCACAACAAACACGACCAGGAUUUUAACCAGCAACGAGUGCGAAUGCUGGCGUGGCCGAAACCGCUCCUAGGCGUGCUGCUGCACCCGGCCUCGACCCCACGCAAUGGGAGUACCAUAAAGGCCAUAUUGACAAGGAGCCAUUGCAGCCUGGCUCUCAGUCUACUGGUCAGCCUCUCAACACAUACACACAACUGUCCGACUGCGAGUACUGAUUUGAAGUGUCAGUCGGCAACCUUCCAAGCUGUGGGAGAUAGUAGACAAGACAUUAGACCAACGCAUGGAAAUUUUCAUUUAUAUCACUGUCGAGUCGAACGGGCUAUCACCCGUGUUUUAAAGCUGGUCUGGAUAGCUAAUUCAGGCCGUUGCGUUCUCCCAGACUAGUGACGCAGUUCCAGUCCUACUCAUUGACUUGUUUCUGCUAUUUCGGCAUUCCACACGAGAGCUGAAGAGUGUCGAAAUAACUAGUCCAAAACCAAUUUAAAGUCUGUCUAUCGUCAACUCCUCAAACUUUAGUACACCUCCAUUCACGUCGUUAAUUUAGUGGGUGAUAACUCUUCCUUCUGCUUCUUUAAGAUCACGAUGACGAAUUCGUUGUACCGCACAUGGACAUAUCCUGUCUUCAGAAUUCCUUCGCUUACCAACGUGUCCUCGAGGAACCCUGGACGUACAUCCACAAUUGGGAUUCCCUAAGUGUCUCCAUGCAGCAAGCCGUCAUGCAGUCUUUUAUGCAGGAAUUGCAGGAAAUAAAGACCGGCAUCGCCUACACUGAGGGAGUAUAUGUGGGGGAUGUAACCGGAGAGAAUCUUGAAUUCUUACCUCAGGUUAGUUGCACUUCUUUAAAAGCGUGCAGUACAGCGACAGUUCGACCGACGAUGUCUGCCGUGUGCACCACAGCAGGGUGGGAGCCGGGAUGAUGACUUCCGCGCAAUUUAUUAUAUAGUGAGGAUGGACUUGCGCUGCAUCCUCCGCGCUCUCCUCCUUUUUCACCCAAAUGCGGUGUCAAGACGGAUUCAAGAAGACUGUUGGCGGGGGAAAGCACAGAUGGGUGGUGUGGCCAAAACCGUCGGCUAAGCGUACUACCUAACCCCCUGGUCUACAGCAUACACUGACCAGGAUUGUACACUGCAAAAAGGAAGGCGGACCGAAUUCCCAUUGGCACGGCAUGGGCCUGCACCUGUUCGUGCCAUGCCCACAAUGUUGACAUUUGUUAUGAGUGCGCGUUCCCAAUAGCCCCUGCCAGACCCCGAUCUAGUUCCCGUGUUGGUCCAACGCAUCUACCGCGUUGCUCGUUUUAGCGGGCACACACAGCAUGCCACUGCAGCCAUGACUUGCGGCCCCCAAGAUGAACUGCUGUUUUGUCAGACUGACUCAAGUCAAACGCAUGUGUGUACACGCAUUAAGUGGGGGUUUUAUGCCACGUCGGCCACUGCGCCCGGUUUUAUUUUCAGUUAACUCGGAACUGUAACUGGCUGGUUUUCAGUUACUAUUGCCGCUAACUUCUCUAAGACACUUUCAUUCAUCCUCCACUGACUGCAUCGAUGUUGACCUGGGGAAGGGCAGUUAGUGCCGGUCACAGUUCGAAACUGUGAUCCUGAGUUGGUAUCUUUACUGCAAAAAUUGCCACCCCACUUGUCGUGCAGACCUUGUUGGAAUAUCAAGGGCCGAGUAUCGAAAGUAAGAUGCCUGAGAAACUGGCCAUCGAGAUUAACAGUAGCAGAGAGUAAUUACGCAGGAGAAAGGUUGCCGUCUUUCCUUCCUACAGUAGGUGGUCGGAACGUAACUAGCACAAGUUUUGUGUUUUUCUGCUAGAUAAACAUUGUGUGUCUUUAUUGCCACUAGAUUUUGAAGUUUACGGGGAAUUUCUUUUUGCCGUAAUAUUUUCUUCUUUAUAGACCCCUGUACUUCCGUCAGACCAAUUUAGGCCGGCCAGUCAGCCACAGCAACAGAAUCUGCAAAGUUGA